Messenger RNA from Saprolegnia parasitica CBS 223.65, 1488 nucleotides. RefSeq lists its product as hypothetical. The record is from RefSeq and is a predicted model, not a curated record. Lineage: Eukaryota; Oomycota; Saprolegniomycetes; Saprolegniales; Saprolegniaceae. The transcript has a single exon. Gene Ontology annotation, molecular function: monooxygenase activity; heme binding; iron ion binding. The coding region runs from base 1 to 1488 and encodes 495 amino acids.
AUGGCGCUCGGGCUCACUUUUGCACAAGAGACUGCAAUCGCCGUCGCCGUCGGGCUCACCUACAUGCUCGUUACCAAGAUCCCACUCUUCUACCGCCGCAAAGCUCGGAUUGCCGCAGCGCUCGCCCGUCUGCCGAGUCUUCCGGGCCACAAACUGUUUGGCAACUUGGUGCAGCAACACGAGCACAUCCACGACCACUACUACUGGAAACUGGAGCUUUUCGAGACGCUUGGGACCACGUAUGCGGUGCGCGUGGACCUUCUCAUGGACGGCUCUGUGUGCACGUCGAGCGCCGCAAACGUCCAGCAUAUCCUCGCGAGCAACCACACUAACUACGUCAAGCCAGCCAUGAUGCAGCGCGCGCUCGGCGAGCUCAUGGGCCGCGGCAUCUUCAACGUCAACCCGUCGGCCUCGUCGAGCUGGAAGGCCCAGCGCAAGAUCAUCGCGUCGCUCUUCUCGACCAACGCCAUCAAGACACUCAUGGACGCCGUCUUCCUCGAACACACGUCGGCGUUGGUGUCGGAGAUCGAAGCGCAAGGCGACGGCGCGCUCUUGGACGUCGAGGCUAUUGCGCUGUCGCUGACGACCAAGUUCACGUACGCCAUGGCGUUUGGGCUCGUCUUUGAGGCCGCCAACGCCACCGAGUUUCGAAACCUUUUUCGGGAGGCGAGCAACCUCAGCGUCGCGCGCUUCACACAGCCGUGGUACCGAUGGCUCGGCUGGUUCAUGCCGUCCGAGUACCGCCUCGCACGCGUCAUGCGACGCGUCAACGCGCUCUGUCACGACACGAUCCGCACGAAGCGGCUGAGCGCCACGAGGGGCAACGACCUUCUCUCGGAGCUCCUCCGGCGCCAAGAAGCCGGCGACGACCUGAUUUCGGACACGUUCAUCCGCGACAUGAUGAUGACCAUGAUGCUUGCGGGCCGGGAGACGGUCGGAAGCGGCCUCGCGUGGAUCCUCUACGCGGUGAGCAAGCACCCUGACGUCGAAGCGCGGCUUCUAAGCGAGCUCCAAACCAGCGAGAUCACGUACGCGAGCGUGGGCUGCAUGUCGUACCUCGAUGCGAUUGUACGCGAGACCUUCCGCCUCUUCCCACCCGUGCCCUACGAGCUCAAGAGCGCAGUCGCUGACGAUGUGUUGCCCGACGGCACGUUUGUCCCGGCAGGUACCAACGUCGAAUUCUCGCCCUUCGUCAUGGGCCGAGACCACACCCGGUGGCCGCAAGCGACGACGUUCUCGCCUGAGCGUUGGCUCACCGGCGCCACACGACCAAGUGCGUUCGAGUACCCGGUCUUUCACGCGGGCCCGCGCCGCUGCGUCGGCCAAGCCGUCGCGCUCCUCCAGCUCAAGGUCGUUGUUGCGAGCCUCUACCAGCGCUUCACGUUUGAGCUCAUCGCGCCGCUCAACGACCCUGCGUUCGAGCUCGGCAUUGGUCUCUUCUCGCAGGACGGCAUUCAAGUCCGCGCCCACAACCGCCGCUCGUUGUAG